Molecule: messenger RNA, 1678 nt
Organism: Cottoperca gobio
Lineage: Eukaryota; Metazoa; Chordata; Actinopteri; Perciformes; Bovichtidae
Gene: stx12
Product: syntaxin 12
Exons: 10
Coding region: 167-976 (269 amino acids)
Biological process (GO): vesicle fusion; intracellular protein transport; autophagosome assembly
Cellular component (GO): endomembrane system; postsynaptic recycling endosome; synaptic vesicle
Molecular function (GO): SNARE binding; SNAP receptor activity
Source: RefSeq, a predicted model, not a curated record
CAAACGACCUGUGGGGGCAGCACUACGCCUUGCUGCGUCUAGUCUGACGCAGAUUUAAACAGAAGAAGAAGUAAAGGGCAGUUUCUUGACGGCAGGACGAAGAGCAUCAUUUCAAACAGCCAUAUAACCAAAGCUCAACAACUGAGGCACUAACACACUGGCAGACAUGUCGUACGGAAAAGCAGAGAGCCGCCCUGUCCCACGGGACUUCACCUCCCUCAUACAGACAUGUAGCUCCAACAUCCAGAAGCUCACACAGAACACGGCUCAGAUUAAGAGCACGGUGAACCAGCUGGGGACCAGUCAGGACACCAGUGAACUCCAGGAUCGUCUGCAGCAGAUACAACAUUAUACCAACCAACUGGCAAAAGAAACCAACAAGCACCUGAAAGAGUUGGGAUCAAUCCCUUUGCCCAGUUCACCCUCAGAGCAAAGGCAGCAAAAGAUCCAGAGGGACCGGCUGAUGAACGACUUCUCAGCAGCUCUCAACAACCUCCAGGCUGUCCAGCGGCGUGCAGCAGAGAAGGAGAAGGAGUCCGUUGCCAGAGCGAGAGCUGGAUCCCGCCUAUCGGCUGAAGACAGUUCUCGGGAUGAAAAGCUUGUUUCUUUUGACAACCAAGACGACUGGGGUCAGAUGACCACCCAGACAGAGGAGGUGGCGGCCAUCACAGAGGAGGACCUGGAGCUCAUCAAGGACAGAGAAACCAACAUCAGACAGCUGGAGUCCGACAUUUUGGAUGUAAACCAGAUCUUCAAGGACCUGGCAGUGAUGAUCCACGAUCAGGGAGAGAUGAUUGAUAGCAUUGAGGCAAAUGUGGAGAAUGCUGAAGUUCAUGUAGAACGAGGAGCAGAGCAGCUCCAGAGAGCCGCCUACUACCAGCAAAAGUCCCGGAAGAAGAUUUGUAUCAUUGCUAUGGUUUGUUCCAUAGUGCUCGUCAUACUUGGCAUAAUUAUCUGGAAAGCUGCUUCUAAUUGAGUUGACUCUGCACAACCGAUGAGGCACUUCUAUAUUUUACUCUUGCCCUUCCCACCUGCAAGUACCUGCUUGGAAUCAUGAGAAGAGGUCGUCAGCGGAUUAGAUCUGUGCCGAUGGAUGGUCAAUGUGGAAAACAUGCUCAUCUGAACUGAUCAAGCCUGUUCUUGUAAAAUGUUGAAUAACAUCCUGUUUAAACUGAGAUGAAGGACUGAGGUGAUGUAGGGGAGUGACCGUUCAUUUCUUGUCUUAUUUACUGCACUAACACUAGCUGUCACUGUAUUUAAAAAAAACACAACUAAAUGUUAUUGGGAAUGAUUUCAGAACAGGCAAAAUGAAAAAAGAAACACACAACUUGUUGAAUUGAAAUUCAUGUGUGGUUUUAAGAGGCUUUAAUGUUCUUUCUGUUGAUGUACAGUGUGUGCCUGGCCUUCCCACUAACAUUACAUGGGACUUGUAUGACUCCUGGUGGUGAUGUUGUCUGUAAUAUACAUGUUGUAAAAUGAAAGCUCUAACAGAUGACCAAUAUAAAUCAAAUCCAUGUCUGUAAAUAUUACAAAGUGCUGCAUUAUAUUCUGCUAAGUACGUUAUGGAUCAUAAAUAAUGACAGUAUCUCAAAAAUGAAAGUCCAGUCUUUAAACAAAACAUUUUUAGAUUGAUUUCUAUGACUCUUGACAGUAUGCAUAAUAAAUGUCUUAAACACUU